GGAGGAAGUUGCUGUGCAGAGGGGCUCCUGUAGUCUUCCCAGGGUCGAAGCAGCAGCUGGCAGACAAAGAGGAUGGCAAUAAGAACACUCGGGACAACUGUAAAUAACAAGCACUGUUGAAAAGGGAAGAAAAUCAAGCCAGAAAUCAAAUAUUUUCCAUUUCCUUCAGAAAACUACACAAUUCUCCUCUUCCAACAGCUGUUAGACAAAAGAGAGAAAAUCAAGAAAGAAUAAACAGAUCAUGCAGAACUCAAAGAUGCAUUACAUGAAAAGUGAAGGGAGAUUAUUUAUCAUUCAGCAAAAGAGGGAAAUAUCUGGAGGUCAGUGGGGAAGAAAAGGUCAAUAGUAAAGCCACGUAGAGCAGACAGUAAUUCAGGCCUCUCCCUGUGAGGAAGAAAACGGCUUGAAUGAAAGCACCACUAAACAAAGCAUUGUCCAUAUUUUAUCUCUUCAAGAAUAUCAUCUGUGGAAAAGCUCCAUAGAUUUGUCUAUUGUGGGAAAAGCACAGAUUGCAAAUCACAGCUGAUUAUGCACAGGAGGAGCCAGAGAGGAGAACAACCAUACAAAUUACCUGAUUGUGGCAAAAGCUUUGGUCACAACAGCUCCCUUGUGGUUCAUGGAAGCAUCCAGACACAAGAGGGAAGCCAGUAAAUGCUUUAGUGAGCAUGGCAACAUGGUGCUACAUCAGAUAAAUCACAGGAGGAAGAAAACAUAUGACUGUGCAGAUUGUGUGAAAGUUUCAUUAGAAAUUCCCAGGUCAGGAGACACUAAAGAACGCGCACACAGGAAUAAAACCAUUUGAACAUCCUUUCUGUGGGAAAAGUUUCAGUGAGAAUUCCAUCCUGGUGAAGCACCAGAGAACUCACACAGAAGAGAAAACCUUUGAAUGUCCUGAUUAUGGGAAAGUCACAAUUCCAGGUUGGUGAUACACCAGAAGACUCACAUAGGAGAGAAAUGUUUUGAAUGUCCUGAUUGUUGGAAAAAUUUCAGUUAUAAUUCCAACUUGGUGAUAGACCAGAGGAAUCAUAAAUGAGAAAAACCCGUUCAAUAUACUGACUGCGAGAAGUUCCAGUUCGUAAUUCCCACCUGGCAAUACAUCAGAGGAUUCACUCCAUGGAGAAAUCUUAUGAAUGUCGAGAUUGUGGGAAAGCUUUCAUUAGAAAUUCGCACCUCCUGAGACACAAGACCACACACACAGGAGAGAAACCCUUUGAAUGUCCUAUCUGUGGGAAAUGUUACAGUCAGAAUUCCCACCUGGUGAUACACCAGAGGAUUCACACAGGAGAGAAACCCUUUGAAUGUCCUGAUUGUGGGAAAGGUUUUAGAGAUAAUUCCAGCCUGGUGAGACAUCAGAGGAGUCACAUAGGAGAGAAACCCUUUGAAUGCCCUAUCUGUGGGAAAUGUUACAGUCAGAAUUCCCACCUGGUGAGACAUCAGAGGACUCACACAGGAGAGAAACCCUUCGAAUGUCCUGAUUGUGGGAAAGGUUUUAGAGAUAAUUCUUACCUGGUCAUACAUCAGAGGACUCACACAGGAGAGAAACCCUUUGAAAUUCCUGAUUGUGGGAAAGGUUUUAGAGAUAAUUCCAGCCUGGUGAGACAUCAGAGGACUCACAGAGCAGAGAAAGCCUUUAAAUGUCCUGAUUGUGGGAAAGGUUUUAGAGAUAAUUCUCACCUGGUGAGACAUCAGAGGACUCACACAGGAGAGAAACCCUUUGAAUGUCCCGACUGUGGUAAACGUUACUGUCAGAAUUCUUACCUAGUGAAACACCAGAGGACUCACACAGGAGAGAAACCCUUUGAAUGUCCCCUCUGUGGGAAAGGUUUUAGUGAUAAUUCCAGCCUGGUGACACACCAGAGGAUUCACACAGGAGAGAAACCCUUUGAAUGUCCCCUCUGUGGGAAAGGUUUUAAUGAUAAUUCCAGCCUGGUGAGACACCAGAGGACUCACACUGGAGAGAAACCCUUUGAAUGUCCUAUCUGUGGGAAAAGCUUUAGUGUUAAUUCCAGCCUGGUGAGACACCAGAGGACUCACACAGGAGAGAAGCCCUUUGAAUGUCCUGAUUGUGGGAAAAGUUUUAGAGAUAAUUCCCACCUGGUGAGACACCAGAGGACUCACACAGGAGAGAAACCCUUUGAAUGUCCUGGCUGUGGAAAACGUUACUGUCAGAAUUCCCAGCUGGUGACACACCAGAGGACUCACACAGGAGAGAAGCCCUUUGAAUGUCCUAUCUGUGGGAAAGGUUUUAGUCAUAAUUCCAGCCUGGUGAAACACCAGAGGACUCACACAGGAGAGAAACCCUUUGAAUGUCUGGACUGUGGGAAAUGUUACAGUGAGAAUUCCCACUUGGUGAGACAUCAGAGGACUCACAAACAAGAGAAACCCUUGAAUGUCCUAUCUGUAGGAAAAGUUUCAGUCAGAAUUCGUACCUAAUGAUACAGUAGAGAUUUUACACUGUGGAGAAAUGUUUGAAAUAUCCAGUCUGUGGACAUUACUUCAAGCAUAAAUCAUCCCUUAUUGCACACAAGAUAAUCCAUAUGAGGAAUAGUAGAUAAGUUUACAGAAUGCUUGAAUUUCAUUUGUGAUCUCCCAUUGAAAGUAUAGGUGAGAAAUUGAUUGAAUUUUGGCCUGAUUCAUUUUACUCAAAUGUUUCUCAGGACUAAAUGUAUAGGUGGAGAGAAAAGGAAAAUGGAAAUGGCUAAUUACCAUUUUCAGUGGGCCCUGGAUUCAUCCCUGUUGUGAACUGUGGUAAUAGCGCAACGCACCACACGGUGUCCUGCCGCAGGCAUAACAUACACAGAUAUGACUCACAUUCUUCUCUGCCUUCUCGGAAGGGAAGCAAGAGUGAAAGAAAAUGCAGUCUAGUGGAAAUGGUUGGAGUGCACUUAGAGGAGUUUAGCCAAAAGGAAAAGGAUAACUGAUAGUAGCUUUUUAAAACAUUAUUUCCUCCCCCCAAAAAAAUCCUCCAGAAGUUAAAAGUUGUUAAGAAUAAUCUGGGUUCACAACCAAGGUUGUGGACUGUUGAGCAGAGUAUCCUACACUUGAAAAGAAUUGAGAUUGGUGGUGGACAGUAACUGUUACUACACAGACAAACUGAUAGGUUUGAUAUUCCUUUACUUUUAGGGAAAGGCAAAGGCAUAGUCGAAAAACAAUCCCAGGUCAUACACAUAUAAAGCCAGUCAGUCUUCUUACCAACGUAGACUUGCAAACGAAGUCUUCUUUCAGUUCGGCAAAACACAGUUCAACACACAACAGUCAGCAUCUUGAGGAAUCAGUAACUAGCCAUGAUCAAGAAACGAUCAUAAAGCUCAAAUAUACAGUUGCAGCAUGUCAUCAGGUUACAAUGCUGUAGGGUUCCUGUAGAUUCCCCAUAAUUUAGUAGUCCUUUUAUACAUUGGCUACAGAGCUGAACCAAUCAGGAAGCAGCACAGUCUUAAAGCAAUAUCAUGCCUUUCUACAAACAUACAUAGUUAGUUUAUAUAUUGCCUGGCCAACUAGUUAGGCAAAUAACAAUUUCCUGACAUACUCCCCUUUGGACAGGUCAAUAUAUAAUGACUUACAAUCUCAGCCCAUAACUCUCACAACAUAUUUUAUGUCUGAUUGCACCCUGCGGUUUUGUAAAAUUAUCGGCAAUAUUAUUUUCUGACAUACAAUACUUCCAUUGUAUGAUACAACUUCCGUUGUAUCAUAUUAUCCUAUAUACAUUGCCUUAGAUUUAGGUAUCUAAUGUCAGUAUAUUUAGAUCUGGUUUUAACAGCUAAACUAGUUGCCAUUUUAAUAGCCGCUUGAUUAUCUUCAAAAACAACAAUUGGAUUAUUUACACUUAAACCUAUAUCUAAUAUCAAUUGUCUAUAGUAGAUUAAUUCUGUGCACAAUCAAGACAAACAGGAAAAUUCAGCUUCCAGUGUCGGCAAACUUAUGUGCUUUUGCCUGAUAGAUUUCCACCCAAUUAAUAUAUUUCCUAACAUUAUUGCGAUACCUGAUGUAGAUUUUCUCGUAACUAAAUCAGUAGCAAAACUAGCAUCAGCAUAUGCAGUCAGUAGAAGAUCACAGUUAGGUUCUAGAUAUAAGGCGUAAUGCAUUGUUGGCUUCAAAUAUCUCAGUAUCGAUUUUGCAGCUUGCCAAUGCCUCUCAGUUGGUUCUGCAUUAUACCUAGCUAAUUGGUUAACACAAUAAGAAAUAUCAGGUCUAGACCAAUUACUAAUGUAAGAUAAACUACCUAUCAAGGAUUGAUAUAUCUCCCUGCUGAAUACAGGACUUUGUAUAUCACCGUGUUUAAAAUCCUGACUCAUAGAUGUUUUUGCUGGUUUACACAGUUCCAUAUUGUAACGUUUCAGUAAUUGACUAAUUUUACUAGAUUGUGACAGUUUGUAUCCUCUGGUUGUUUUCUCAAUAUUGAGACCUAAAUAGUGUUUAAUAUUGCCAAGAUUUGAUAUUUUGAAUUUCUUCUGCAACAAAACAACAAGUUCUUUUGCUUCCUUUUCAGUUUUAGUUAUAAUGGCAAUAUCGUCUGUAAAUAAGAGUAAAAAUGAAACCAAACCAUCUUUCUUUCGUUUAAAGAGACAUUUGUCCACUAUACUUGCUCUAAAACCUAUAGCAUUUAAUUCUUUCACUAUACAUUUAUUCCAUUCAAACCCUGAUUGCUUCAGACCAUAAAGACUCUCUUUUAAUUUCCAGCAAUCAGUUCGCCCAUCCGUUCUAAUACCUAAUGGUUUUUUCAUAUAGAUAUCAUGAUGCAAAGGUGCAUGUAAAUAUGCUGUCUCAACAUCUAUAUGAGUGAUCUGAUAUUCAUUUUUCGCUGCCCACACAAACAUUGCUCUCAAUGUGGUUGCUCUCAAAUUGGGAGCAAAAACUUCAUCAUAAUCUUUAUC
Messenger RNA from Ahaetulla prasina, 4871 nucleotides. Its product is annotated as zinc finger protein OZF-like. Lineage: Eukaryota; Metazoa; Chordata; Lepidosauria; Squamata; Colubridae. The coding region runs from base 1114 to 2433 and encodes 439 amino acids. Gene Ontology annotation, biological process: regulation of transcription by RNA polymerase II. The record is from RefSeq and is a predicted model, not a curated record. The transcript has 2 exons. Gene Ontology annotation, molecular function: RNA polymerase II cis-regulatory region sequence-specific DNA binding; DNA-binding transcription factor activity, RNA polymerase II-specific.